AUGAAGUAUUCCACUAUGAUCUCGCAGAAUGACAAUCCACAAUGGAACCAGUUUUUCAGGUUUAAUGGGUACGAUGAACAAGACAUUGCGCAAGCUGACCUCGAAGUCACUCUGUGGACCUGUGAGCCGGACAGUAGUGAGCAGACCUUCAUCGGUGAGGUCAUAAUCGAUCUGAGUGUCGCUGACCUCACUGGUUUGCUGUACCGAUACCCACUGCAGUUGGAGCCGUCAAGUGAAUUCUCUUCCGAAGCAGCCACACCGGUUCUGGAUGUUGCUGCUGCAUCUGAUCCCCGUAUUGCACUAUCUCAUUCUCGGUCACCUCGCAGAACACAGCAAUCGGUCACAGGACGCAUGGCUCCCACACAUGAGUCUCCGCAUUUAGUCCCAGCAAAAGUGGGAGAAGAUUUAACGCAUCAAGCAACAGCUUACGACGAAACUGACGAAUCGACGCACGACACAGGCGUGCUCAGUUCGCACAUGUCAAACAGAGUAGACGCAAGGCAGAUGAGAAGACAUUUUCCUCUUGGUUCCCCUCGAGUUGGAAAAAGCUACCGGGGCCAAGAACCUCAGUUACAUUCAGACGUUUCUGAAUAUUCGGAUAUCUCUGACGUCUCUCGGAUAAGUAUACGUACAGCACGCUCCGAUCGGUCAAGAAACCGACAGUCCGAUAAUUUGGCUCAUUUUACAACACCGUAUCACCAGGCUUCUGCGAUGGGUAGCAACAAUGAACUUCUCCCUGAGUCAUACAGUCCAGUGAGGAGGGAGUACGACUUACCAGAAAAAAGCAGUAACGAGCCCCGUGUGUUCCAUCAUGGACCAACUUUUCCGGCAGAUGAUGAACGAAGACAGCAAAAGGAAAGUAGCAGCUCGGAGUGUGGGUCUAUUCUCAUGGAAUCUUCAGAUGGAAGAGAUGUUGGUUACCGUGAAAAACCCAAAGAGUUUCAUCCGAUUCCACCAGAGCAGCACAAUCGGGUAAAAAAUGGAAGCGGGUGGAAAACACGUCCAAGCAUUAGCCACAAGUUUUCAACAGUGCUUGGGAGGUCAGGAAAGAGCAGCAGCACAUCGAACUUGGAUAAGAAAAGAGGAACACGAUUUCAGCGAUCUGAAGAAGUGUUACCGUUUCUGCAGGAAGAUCGGCUUACGGACAGCGUAUCUGAAACUGCGGGAUCCAGUGGAAGUCUACUACCAGUAAAGCCGGGUUCAAGAGUGGCUAAUGAAGCUCUUCAUCGCCAAGGAGAAAGGGAUGACCGCAACAGCAGCCGAAACAGCCCAACCCUCAGUCGCAAUGAAUCCCAUGUCGGGGAGUUUGUUGAGGGCCUGGGACCUGGUCAGCUUGUUGGUAGGCAAGUCCUCGGCAUGCCAUGCUUAGGCGAAAUUCAGUUGAGCUUUUUCGAUCGAAAGGGACGUUUGGAAAUAGAGGUCAUCCGUGCUCGUGGUUUGCAACACAAAAACGCCAAUAAACCAAUACCCGCACCGUACGUGAAACUGCAUUUGUUGGAGGGCAAAAUCUCAGUGGAAAAGCUGCGCACAACCACUGCACCUCGGCGGACCUUGGAUCCACUCUACCAGCAACAGCUAGCGUUCUCUACGCCCUAUCACGGAAAAGUCAUACAGGUAAGCGUAUGGGGAGAAUAUGGCCGAAUGGACAAAAAGGUUUUCCUUGGAAUGUGCGAGGUGGUUCUGGACGAUCUCGACCUGAAAUCCGUUGUGUUCGGAUGGUACAAAUUGUUUGGGAUAAUCGCUUCUAACGCCCAUCAUCGUCAUCAAUCAAGGAACCUUCACCAGAGUCACAGUGGUCUGUCGGUGCCAGAUGCGGAGUUUAACAGUGAUAUCGCAAAAAAGGAGAGUCGGUCAACAUUAUCAAAAGGAAAAGCCUCCUCGUUCAUUGAUCGGAGACGAAAGCGAACUACUGUUGAAAAAUGAGUGCACGGAAGCUAGGAUACAUUGCUAG
Messenger RNA from Dicrocoelium dendriticum, 1951 nucleotides. The record is from the annotation of a GenBank genome assembly. NCBI's taxonomy places the organism in Eukaryota, Metazoa, Platyhelminthes, Trematoda, Plagiorchiida, Dicrocoeliidae.